This is a messenger RNA of Teleopsis dalmanni, 771 nucleotides long. RefSeq lists its product as uncharacterized. The record is from RefSeq and is a predicted model, not a curated record. The coding region runs from base 132 to 620 and encodes 162 amino acids. The transcript is spliced from 3 exons. NCBI's taxonomy places the organism in Eukaryota, Metazoa, Arthropoda, Insecta, Diptera, Diopsidae.
AUAGUUUUUAUUAUAUCAUUUAUAAGAAACAUUUGGAUAUCGUAGCUAGUGAGAAGACGAAAUUUUAAAAUCUUAAGUGGUGUUCGGAUGAUAUCCGUAAAUCGAUUUUUUACCAAAUUUAUUGUUUUAGAAUGCGUCGUUCUAAAACUUCGAAGGUUUCGACUGAGGUCGGUGGAGAAGUCAUAGAUGGUUGUUCUAAUGGUGUGAGUUCCAUGCGAAUUAAUGCUGGCGCAGUUUUUGAGCGUGGUGAUGGUGAUUCUAGUCAUCAGGGACGUAUAAGUAUUAGCUCUAAGGAACAACUAGGCGUAAAUGUGCAACAUGAAGUUCAAGAAGUUGUAAGUGUUAAAGAUGAUGAGCAAGGACGUAUAAAUGUUAAAGCUGAUAAGCAAGUAGGUGUAAGUGCUGAACAUGUAGAUCAAGAAGGUGUAAGUGUUGAAGAUGAUGAGCAAGGACAUAUGAUUGUUGAAAAUGAGGAUUUAGUACGUCCGUCACGUGAACAUAUUAAUGAAGCACGUCUUAAAAAACGUAGGGUCCUUCAGUCUGGUUCAUCAAAACCCACUUUGUGCUGGAUACAUACAUUAAUUUCUAUUAUCCUCAUCAUUAUACUAUACUUGACAUAGAAACUUACACUUUUGAGAAAGGAUUUUUGAACAUAAAAAUUAAUUGAAAUAAAGCGGAAAGUUCACCUGUUUUUUAUUAUCAUAAAUAUAUGAAUGUAAUACUUAGAAGUUAUACUAUAGGUACAAAUUUGUUAUAAAAUCGUAACAAAUA